Molecule: messenger RNA, 1384 nt
Organism: Phoenix dactylifera (date palm)
Lineage: Eukaryota; Viridiplantae; Streptophyta; Magnoliopsida; Arecales; Arecaceae
Product: Thioredoxin family protein
Cellular component (GO): chloroplast
Source: RefSeq, a predicted model, not a curated record
CAAAAGGGACGCGUUCAUCCGGAAAGCAGAAAACUGGCGCUCCAAAUUGGAGGAAGAAACGAAGUAGCAUCAUGUUAUCUUUGGCCAGUCCCCAUCCUCUUCACCGCCUAGAAUUUUUCCAUCACCAAUCCAACAAGAAGAUUUCGUUUCGGUGCGCCAAGAUUUCCCAUAACAAGCUAGAUUCUCCAUGUUGGUCCUCUAGAUUCUCUGGGAGUUGGAACUUGCUGUCCUCCAGAAGAAGAUUUCAUGCACAGUCUCCAAGAACAGAGGGUGAUUUGACAGAAAGUAUCCAAGUUUCUGAGGAGAGAAUUAUUAGUUCCACGAAGGCUGAGAGCCCAGCUAACAGCUUCUUGUCUGUACUCUGCCCUCUCCUAAAAUUAUUUGGGGGGCGAGAUCCUUCUCAAGAGCGGAAUGAAUAUCUAGAGGUUGCAACGUCUUCACUAUCUAGUCUGGCAAGAUUUCCAUGGGGGUCAAAAGCAUUGAGUGGCAUCUCUAGAACAAAUCCACUACACUUGCAACUAUAUGAAUUUGAGGCAUGCCCUUUUUGUAGGAGAGUCCGAGAGGCCAUGACUGAGCUGGAUCUCUCUGUAGAGGUGUAUCCUUGCCCAAAAGGAUCAUUAAGACAUAGAGAAAUUGUUCGAAAGAUUGGUGGAAAGGAGCUGUUUCCGUUUCUUGUUGACUUGAACACUGGUAUCUCCAUGUAUGAAAGUGGUGAUAUAGUUAAAUACCUAUUCCAACAAUAUGGUCAAGGAACAAACCCCACAUUUGGGCUCCUAGAGAGCACAUUGUUCACAGGAUGGGUGCCUACUCUUCUUCGAGCCGGCAGAGGAAUGACAUUAUGGCACAGAGCAGGAUUAGAACCUUCAAAGAAGUUGAAGCUUUUCUCAUAUGAAAACAAUGCGUAUGCAAGGCUUGUACGUGAAGCACUGUGUGAAUUGGAAAUGCCUUACAUUCUCCAUAAUGUGGGAGAGGGGUCAUCAAAUUCUGAGUUGCUCUUAAAGGCAUCUGGUUCUAAAGAGGUACCUUAUCUUAUUGAUCCUAACACUGGGUUUAGACUGGGUGACUACAAGAAGAUCCUGUCUUACUUAUUUCAGACAUACUCCACCAGCAGCUAGCCUUUGUUUGUUCCAUCAGUUCAGAAGAGCCAUGUUGCGAGGCAUCUUGAUACAUCUAUUCACUUCUUCUAGGUAGCCUAUGCCAUUGAGCCCUUCACCGUCACUUAGAUAGGCAAUAGGAUGAAAUUUUGUAACAUUUCAACUAGAUACACUGUAAAGUGUAAACAUUUCAUCAACAAUUUUAUGUGUUAUAUUUUCCAGAAAUUCUUCCUCUGUUCCUGUCAGAAACUUCAUAUUCCUAUAAAUCAAGCACUGCAAUUGUGAAAUUA